CAUGCGGCUGGCACCACGUGUUCCCGGACGCCGGCUCAGCCUGGGAUCUAAAGGGGUAAAGAUGGCGGCCCGGUGGGGAGCGGGAGAGGAGACCCUGACUAUCGGGGGGAUGGAGCUCUUCACCGCCUCAGGACCGCUACAGUGCAAUGACCUGGAUGAGGACGAGUCCUGCCAUGACCUUACCGACCUGGGAAUCCUGGGAACCCUCCAGGGUUACAUCGACAAUUCCAUCAUUUCCAUCAUUGAUGACAGCGGAACUCAGACUGAGAACAAAGGCCACUUUGAUGAGGGAAACGAGUUGUCCCUUCUGACGGCCCUCACGGAGAUAUUGGACAACGCGGACGAUGAAAACAUGUCGCCGUUUGACUCCAUCCCAGAUACGGAACUUCUGGUGUCACCAAAGGAUCGGGAUGGCUGCUCGAGAUUUCUCAGUCUGUCCCGUACACCACCAGAUCGAGAGAUAACUUCAAUGGAUGACCAACAUUGGGUUAAUUAUGCCAAGGUUGAUAUUCUCUGUCCUGGCUCAAACUGGGAUCUCUUUCCGGAAACUAUCACCUCCACCCCAAUGAGACGCACCAGACACAAAAGCGUUAGAGCGUAUUUACCUCGCAGAGCAAGGGCGGGGCACAUCCUACAGCGGAGUGACGGAGAAGAGGAGGACCAAUCGCAGUUUUCCAGCUUGCUGCCUGCCGACAAUGACUCUUCCUUGGAUCCCGAUGAUGAAAUUGUCGAUUAUGAUAACGACAGGCUUAUGAAGCAUGGCGCCCCUUGCAUCAUUAAUACCGCAAAUGUCCCUCUUUCCGAUCUAGUGAAGUACAUGCACCCAUACUGUCUGCCGGCUAUAACUUUGUGUCUAGAUCCUGAAGAUGAGAACAUCUUGGACGAGGACCAGAUUUUUCUGGAAAUUGUGUCCGAUCACGGAGAAUCGAUUAAAGUUCCAAUAAUGGUGGAAGACCCAGGGGAGGCGAUAGAUGUCCAGUCUUCAGAAGAUGAUGUCUUCGUGCUCAACACUUUGGCAGGUGUGGAUAGGCAACCCAAAUAUCUCCUCGCCCUCGAGUCCUCCUCCUCGGAGCAAUGCGUUCCAGAGGUGGAUGUCAAUUAUGAGAAGAAUGGUGAACUAAUGGAAGAAAAAGAAUUGCUAAAACAAUCUAUUGAGGACGACGAAAUUAUGGAGAGUAAACCAGUAGAAGACAAAAUUAUGGAGGUGAUGCCGGUAGAAGACAAAAUUAUGGAGGCGUUGCCGGUAGAAGACAAAAUUAUGGAGGUGUUGCCGGUAGAAGACAAAAUUAUGGAGGUGUUGCCGGUAGAUGACAAAAUUAUGGAGGCGUUGCCGGUAGAAGACAAAAUUAUGGAGGCGUUGCCGGUAGACAAAAUUAUGGAGGCGUUGCCGUUAGAAGACAAAAUUAUGGAGGCGUUGCCGUUAGAAGACAAAAUUAUGGAGGCGUUGCCGUUAGAAGACAAAAUUAUGGAGGCGUUGCCGGUAGAAGAUAAAAUUAUGGAGGUGUUGCCGGUAGAAGAUAAAAUUAUGGAGGCGUUGCCGGUAGAAGAUAAAAUUAUGGAGGUGUUGCCGGUAGAAGAUAAAAUUAUGGAGGCCGUGCCGCUAGAAGACAAAAUUAUGGAGGCCGUGCCAGAAGUGGAGAAGAUGUCUACUGAAUCCUUGAAUGCAGAAGGAACUGUUGACAUUUUGGAUAAUGAAGCUCCAGCUGACGCAGAUGCCUCAAAUUUAAACCGGAAGCCCAAAAAUGAAGACUUGAUCGUUCCAGACAAAGAAAAGGUGUCAAAAGGAAAAAAGUCCAUCAAAGAUAAGCAUCUCAAAAGCUCAAAGUCAAAAGCUAAAAGCAAAAAUAAAGGUGCCGGUGAAGUCAAACCACCAGAGGUGCAGGAAAUUGUCUCCCCACCAAACACGACUCAAUCUGCUGCGAGCCGAUCGAGUAACCCUUCACUGCAGGAGUCUGACUUCUUAACCAAGACCUUGGAUCAGGUUGUUGAAUCCCAGUUUGACCUUCGUUCCUCUAAAAUGCCGCGCAACAAGGCAAGGUCUCGCCCUAGCAUUGAUAUCCCAGAGAAAAAAGUAAACUUGGAAAACAAUAAAAAGGCGGAAAAACCUACAUCUGUAGAGACCGAACAGCCCAAAUCUAACAUGGAGGCUGGAGUUGAUCACGUCUUGGAGACCAAUGACAAGGCUGGAGAGCUGUGCUCGCAGUCAGAUGUGGUUCAGGAACAUGUCCCCAAUGAUAAAAGUGAGGCCCACUGUGAUGUUUCUGCAGCUGCUGAUGCCAACUCUGAGGAUACCUCUAGUAUGGAGCCCAAUGAAACGGCAGUAAAGGAGCUCAAGCCCAAGUCACUUAGUCUAACCGAAUACAGGAAGAGGCUUCAGACUCGAAAACCUAACCCUGACCGAGAACCUGAAAGCUCAUCUUGCAGCAAGUGGCCUUCUCUUCCCGAGCCACCAACAGAGUUGGCAGAACUUCCAUGCUUGCUUGUUCCUUCAAAGACCGAUAAACCAACUCUACAGGAAAAGCCAAGCCUAACCGGGCCGGAAAGCUGCUGUGCACAAGUUGCGCCGGCCACCUCCAGUAUGUUGCCACCCAUUGUACCCGUAGCACCAGUGGCCACUUGGGAAGGCUUUCCACAAAAAAUAACUGAGGAACCAUCCUUUCCUAUCAUGGAUACUACCCUGCCCCCUAUGAUGCCGGCACAGCCAAACCUUCCACCUCCAUUCUACCCACCUGUAUGGUCAGGCGUACCUUCGCAGCAGCCUUAUUACCCUGGUGUGCCACCUUUGUCAGUUCCUCAGUUUCCCAACACCCUACCUCCAAUGAUGCCCAUGCAACCACCUCCAUCGAUGAUGAGCUGGCCUCCGUUUCCCCCACCCCCCAUUGGGAUGGGUCCUGUGCACCCUAAUACUUGGGCUUCUGGCUUCCCACCGCCUUAUUGGUCAACUCCUCCGGUUCCCCAAGGGAUGCCUGAAGCUCCUGUUCCUUUCAAUACAGGAGGUCAGCUUGGAGUAGCCCAUCAGAUGAUCUCACAGAAUGCUGCAGUCCCACCUAGGGAAUGUAGCCCUCAGAAGCAACAAAUGUCAGCCAAGGAUUGUAAAAGUGGAACGAAGGAUCGAAAAACGGCUGAAGCACCAGGUGGUAAUAAAUCAGGUGUAGCAAUAAAAAAUGCGACUAUGCUUUCUAAACCAGGAUUACAAGUUUGUUCAGAGGUUAAGAAAUCAGAGUCUCCAUUGGCACAAGUAAAGCCCUCUGUGCCGGCAGAUCCAAAGGCGGCAAGUGUUUCCAUCCCCGACCUAAAGUCCACCAACGACGUGGUCAUCAAAAUCAUGGAAAUUCUAAAGAAGGCCCAAAAGUGUGGAUUUCAAAUUAAGCCGCCACUUCCGUCGUCCGCUCAGAAGACUGAAAAACCCGCUGAAGCCCACAAACCUGCUGAGGUCACCGUAUUAAAGUCGGCUGAGAAGGCCAGUGGUGGUGCACAAGGCCGCCCUACACCAGUCAUAGUCCAACCUUCAGCCUUGACUGCUGAGCAACCAAAGCUUGAAGCCCCUGCAAAAGAGGCUAAAACCUUACCGUCGUCUACGGUCGGUGAAAAACCAGUUCAGGCGUCUGCCCUCCAUCCGAUUGAAGCACUUUGCACCCCUUCCGUGGCUUUAAAUCCGAAUUUACCCGUUUCGAAUCAAAAGGAGCAAGCCGAAGGCCUUGAUUGUGAGUCAGGCAUUGAAGCAUGUGAUCUGACGAGCUUGCUGGAGGAAUUUGAAAAGUCUGCGGCUAAAGAUGAGGAGCGUCUUCCUCCCAGUCCUGAUAAAAUGGCUGUAGGAAACUCGGGAUCUGAGCAGCCAAUGGGAAAGAAGCCUCCCGCGGAGAAGCAUCUGGCGCCGGAGUUGGUGAAUACAGCCGGUCUCACCCCUCCGGCCACUCCACCGCAUCAGCUUUGGAAGUCCGUCAGCCAACCCCUGAAUGGGACGCCCGUGCCGGUGACCGCUCAGGAGAAGCCAUGUGCCUCGGUACUCAAGACCGCAAAGCUCAUCGAGCCGAAACCUUUGCCGCAGAGCAAGCUGAGAAGCCGGACCCUCCCACCCGCUCCCUCCGUGGUAUUGCCGGCUGUCCACGUGGGGUCCGGGGACCACGAUUACUGCAUCCUUUCGGCGACCCAACAACAGAAGGUUCUGGAGACGGUGGAGAGCGGCGCGGACGCGACCCAGAGGGAAGAAGGGUCGCGCUGGAACGUCAAGCACCAUCAGAAUAUCGUCAUCAAGCCCAUCGUGCAGUUCAGCAAACGACCGCAGAACACCCCGUGCCCCAAGCAAAGCGCGCCCAACGUACCUCCUGUCAAUGUCAAGAGCGCCAAUGGUGGCCCUGCCCAUCCGGUGGUUCCACCACCCUGCGUUAACAUCCAGAAGGAUAGCAAUGAGCCCCUGGAUCAUAGGACUAAUGUUCUAUCGGAGUCCGCAGUGAAAAGCCCCCCCGGUUCAGUGUUAUUGUCCCCGGACUCCUCGCCUUGUCGCAGCGAGAUCGGGGAGACCAGAACUGAUGCCAGGAGUGAGAAACCCUCCGUGUCCCGGAGGUCCCUUCGCUGCUAUAGGAAGUUCAGGAAUUCCCCCAGUCCUCAGAAGUCCAAGCGGAGGGGGCGCUCUAGCGGUAGUCGUUCUGCUUCAUCGUCGUCGUCGUCAUCCUCCUCGUCCUCAAGAUCUCGUUCAAGAUCUCCCCCAAUGAAGAGGAGGAGAAAUUCUCUUUACAGUGACAACUAUGGCUUUGUGACUUACCGCUACACCAGUGAGGCCUUCGCCGCCAUAGAAAACGGGCACAAGCUGCAGCUUCCCGACGAGAUGCCCUUUGACCUCUGCUUCGGCGGGCGGAGACAGUUCUGUAAAAGCAAUUACGCCGAUCUUGAUUCGAAUCGGGGCGAAUUUGACGACUCCCCAGUUAGAAGUAAAUUUGAAGGUGUAGAUUUCGAUACAUUACUAAGAGAGGCACAGAAGAAGCAGCGGAGGUAACGCAACGCCAGCCCUUCCCCCACCUCCCAGAGCCUCCGAUCAAUUGGAAUGGAAAUCGUUCAACCAAAUCAAUUUACCUCAAACACUGGAUAGGCCAUUGACUAAAAGACGCAUGAACCUCCCCCCCCCCCCCCCUCCGACGUAGAGGGGGGGGAAUAAACAAAGUGCCCAAAUGUUUUUUGUUUUUUUUUAUAGGUAAACAAAAAUUAUCAUUUAAAAAAAUAAAUAAAAAAAAGGUUUAAAAAAACAUUAAAUUUUUUUUAAAAAAAAUAUUUGUUUUUGUAACCUAUUUAACAGAGCUUAGCGUGCGAUCUGCGCCGAUAUAAGGAGAAUCACUAUGCAGAUGAGAUAAUAAAAAAUAUAUAUAUGAUG
Messenger RNA from Rana temporaria (common frog), 5365 nucleotides. RefSeq names its product PPARG related coactivator 1 (gene PPRC1). Gene Ontology annotation, biological process: positive regulation of transcription by RNA polymerase II. The record is from RefSeq and is a predicted model, not a curated record. NCBI's taxonomy places the organism in Eukaryota, Metazoa, Chordata, Amphibia, Anura, Ranidae. The transcript is spliced from 11 exons. Gene Ontology annotation, cellular component: nucleus. The coding region runs from base 2 to 4993 and encodes 1663 amino acids. Gene Ontology annotation, molecular function: transcription factor binding.